Molecule: messenger RNA, 3575 nt
Organism: Sesamum indicum (sesame)
Lineage: Eukaryota; Viridiplantae; Streptophyta; Magnoliopsida; Lamiales; Pedaliaceae
Gene: LDL2
Product: LSD1-like2
Molecular function (GO): protein binding; oxidoreductase activity
Source: RefSeq, a predicted model, not a curated record
UCCAAUUUCCCCGAGUCAACUCGCCUUGCAAGCGCUGCGACGGUGCAAUAGUUCCCAAACUAAACCCUAAUUCCGCUUAACCAUAUUUGUGUCUCACCAAAUUUUGACGCUCCCUCAACGGUACGUUUUCUUCCCCUGUUACGAACCCUGGGCCGGAAUUUGGCUGUUUGCAGUCGCUCUGUGCCGUUGAGUUUUUGGUUAGAAAGUUGAGAGAAUUCAGUGCUCAUUUGAAAUUCAAGUUUGGGGUGUAAUUUCCCUCAUUGUGCCGGGGUUUGAGUUCUUCGUAGUGAAAAUGGGGUUUGCUAGUGUUUUUGAAUGGAAAGAUAGAGAUUCUGAAGUAGGAAUGUGAAUCUUAAGUGUACGUGACGCUGAAUUCUGGUUUUGUCAGUUGAAGGCAAGUCUCAAAUGAUUAGAAUCGAUUAUAAGAAAAGAAAACUUUUGUAGAUGAAGAGAGUGCACGUGUGUUUUGUUGAUGAGCGGAAAACCUUCUUGAUAUUUUGAAGUUUUAUAAUGCAUGUGGUUGCUUCUUGAGAAAUGUAUAAUGAGGCUUCAUUGUGGGGAUAAAGUCCAAGAUAUUUGAACGAGAUUGAAGUUUCAGGAACAAUGGGGGAAACUGGGGAUACCCCUAUAUUGGAUAAUCCAGGUUCCAGAAGGUUAUUGAGAAGGAAGAGGGGCUCAAAAAAUUAUGAUGAGAAUUUGAUGGAUGAGUUGAUAGAGAAGCAUUUGGGUGGUUCUUUGAAGAAGAAAAAUAGGACACAGGAAGAUUUAGAGAAGGAAACUGAGACCGAAGCCAUGAUAGCAUUGUCUUUGGGAUUUCCAAUUGACGAGUUACUUGAUGAAGAAAUAAGAGCUGGGGUUGUGAGUGAAUUGGGUGGGAAAGAGCAGAAUGAUUACAUAGUUGUAAGGAACCACAUACUUGCAAAGUGGAGGGACAAUGUGCACUCAUGGCUUUCCAAAGCACAGAUUAAGGAAACCGUAAGUAAUGACUACGCGCGCUUGAUGAAUGCAGCUUAUGACUUCCUUCUAAUAAAUGGUUAUAUAAAUUUUGGGGUUUCGGCAUCAUUUGAGUCUCAAAUUUUUGAGGAAACUACGGAGGCUUCUGUGAUAAUUGUUGGAGCAGGACUUGCAGGGUUGGCAGCAGCAAGGCAGCUCAGAUCCUUUGGUUUCAAAGUGCUCGUCCUCGAAGGUAGGAGCCGACCUGGGGGAAGAGUUUACACUCAAAAGAUGGGUCAAGAGGGUAACUAUGCUGCUGUUGACCUUGGUGGCAGUGUAAUAACUGGUAUUCAUGCCAACCCUCUUGGAGUUCUAGCCAGACAACUUUCGAUUCCUCUUCACAAGGUCAGAGAUAAGUGCCCUCUAUACAAACCGGAUGGAACACCCGUUGAUGAAAAAAUUGAUUCGGAGGUCGAACUCAUCUUUAAUAAGCUGCUUGACAAAGUUACCCAACUUAGACAAAUAAUGGGUGGAUAUGCGGCUAAUAUUUCUCUAGGUUCAGUUCUAGACACACUUAGACAAUUAUAUGCUGUUGCUAGAAGCAAUGAGGAAAGACAACUACUUGAUUGGCAUUUUGCUAACCUGGAAUUUUCCAAUGCUGGAAGUCUUUCAAACCUUUCUGCUGCUUAUUGGGACCAAGAUGAUCCUUAUGAAAUGGGAGGCGACCACUGUUUUCUUGCAGGUGGAAACUGGAGAUUAAUCAGAGCUUUAUGUAAAGGAGUUCCGAUCUUAUAUGGUAAGACCGUUGAGACCAUUAGGUAUGGCAAUGAAGGUGUUGAGGUCAUUGCAGGGAAUCAAGUGUUUCAAGCAGAUAUGGUCCUUUGCACUGUCCCCCUUGGAGUCCUGAAAAAAGGAAAAAUCAGAUUUGAACCUGGUUUACCUGAAAAGAAGCUAGCAGCAAUAGAAAGACUCGGGUUUGGGUUGCUUAAUAAGGUGGCCAUGGUUUUCGCCCAUAAUUUCUGGGGGGAGGACUUGGAUACAUUUGGCUCACUGAGAGAAUCCAGCCACCAUCGGGGAGAAUUCUUUUUGUUUUACAGCUACCAUACUGUUUCUGGUGCUCCGGUUCUUGUUGCGCUGGUAGCCGGAGAAGCAGCACAACUUUUUGAAAACACAGACCCAGCUUCUUCUGUUCAUCACGUUUUGAGAAUCCUCAGAGGCAUAUACGCUCCCAAGGGAAUUCAUGUACCUAAUCCUUUACAAUCAAUAUGUACUAGAUGGGGAACUGAUCCUCUUUCUUAUGGUUCAUAUUCGCACAUCAGAGUCCAGUCUUCUGGAAACGACUAUGAUAUCCUUGCAGAACCUGUAGGUGGCCGUUUGUUUUUCGGUGGCGAGGCCACAACUAGGCAGUACCCUGCCACCAUGCAUGGUGCUUAUCUAAGUGGCCUUAGAGAAGCUUCUCGAAUCCUCCAAGCCACAAGGGCUAGGCAAAAUAAUCCUAGGAAGUCCAUGCAGAAGAAUCUGGGACAGAACAUUGAUAUUUUGUUAGACCUCUUCAAGAGACCUGAUCUAGCAUUUGAAGAAUUUUGCUUUGUGUUUGAUCUUUCCUCUGGAGACCCUAAAUCUUUGGGAUUAAUGCAAGUGACUCUUGGCACAUGCUGCAAUGGAUAUAUCAGUGACGACUGUAAUGGGAAGGAGAUUUGCAGUCAGCAGUUGUUAAAUCAACCGGUGCAGCUAUAUACAGUAAUAUCUCGUGAACAGGCACAAGACUUGCAGCAGGCUACUGAAGGACAUUCAAAUAAGUUAUCUUUUCUGUGCCAAAAGCACGGCCUGAAGUUGAUGGGGGCCAAUGCUAUCGGACUCUUAGGUAGCACAUUGAUUUCUAAUAUUGCUAGUUCAAGGAGAAGUAGGAGUAGGUCUCGCAUACUUGCUGGAUAACGAGAUGCACCAAUAUUCUGCCGAGAUUCUUGGAGGAGAUUUCUUUGUCAAUUAUUGCAUAAGCACAUAAUGAUGGCCAGAAAAUUGGCAUGCUGUGAUUCUCUGUUGGACUCUUGCAUAGAUGGCAAUGGAAGUUAAUCUCGGAAUGAAAGUUGUUGUUUUGUAACUUGCCCAGAUGGUCGUGUUGAUUAAUAGGUUACUAUAUCUGGUAAAUGAUAUGUUUGAUUAGGUUUCUCUAAAGAAUACGAGCUCUCUGCAAUGCUGAAACUAUUUCUCGAAGCUGUAGACUCUCUCCUCCAUCUCUGCCCCUUUCUUUGUCCAAGAUUCUUUGGUCAUCACCUUAUAGAGCAGGACAGCAGGACGAAGAGAAUCUGAGCUUCCCGCGGCAACUGAAUAUGGCCCUCUGCUUACAGAUUUUGAUUGUUUUGAAAUAUCCAUUGCACAUUGAUCCCCUGUACACUAGAAAGUAGAAACCCUACUAUACACAUGUAUCUGUUCUUUUCUUCUUGUGCUUUAUUAAGUACUAGUAUAGUACUACAGAGUUGCUGCAUGCUUAUAAUUCCUUCUCGGUCCAUUUCAAGUAACUUUCGAAUUAGGUUAAAAAUUCUUAGUUAGGUAUAUAACUAGAGGUAAUUAAUUGUUUUCUGAUUCAAAAUUGCCGGAUGUGUGAUCGUGCUGAAGAAAAUGACACAGGAUGUCAAUAAUAU